Messenger RNA from Chelmon rostratus (copperband butterflyfish), 2197 nucleotides. RefSeq names its product LIM/homeobox protein Lhx8-like. The transcript is spliced from 8 exons. Lineage: Eukaryota; Metazoa; Chordata; Actinopteri; Chaetodontiformes; Chaetodontidae. Gene Ontology annotation, biological process: regulation of transcription by RNA polymerase II; neuron differentiation; forebrain neuron development. The coding region runs from base 155 to 1135 and encodes 326 amino acids. The record is from RefSeq and is a predicted model, not a curated record. Gene Ontology annotation, cellular component: nucleus. Gene Ontology annotation, molecular function: RNA polymerase II transcription regulatory region sequence-specific DNA binding; DNA-binding transcription factor activity, RNA polymerase II-specific.
AGUCUCCGCAAGAACAAGAAGCGAAGGCUGGCGAGCUGGAGGACAGCGGGCUGACACCGGGGUCAAACGCCGGACUAACGGGCUGCUGCUGCGGACCGAACACAUCUGGCUGAGCGGGGAUGGACCGGAGGAGCCGGCAGAUGUUUCACUGACAAUGUUUCCCUCUGCCUCCAACAGCCUGGGCUCCUCUGGGCCUGAUUUCGACGACGACUGCACCUCUCCGUCCUCCCUGUCCUCGUCCUCGUCCUCGUCCGCCCCCGCGGUGGCCACCCCGCAGGGGAAGUCUGUGUGCAGCUCCUGCGGUCUGGAGAUAGUGGACAGAUACCUGCUGAAGGUGAACAACUUGUGCUGGCACGUGCGCUGCCUCUCGUGCAGUGUGUGUCAGGCAUCGCUGGGCCGACACGUGAGCUGCUACAUCAAGGAUAAACAGGUUUUCUGCAAACUCGACUACUUCAGGAGAUAUGGGACCCGUUGUGCUCGCUGUGGCCGUAACAUCCAUUCCAGUGACUGGGUGCGUCGGGCCCGCGGCAGCACCUUCCACCUAGCCUGUUUCUCCUGCAGCUCUUGUAAGCGGCAGCUGUCCACUGGGGAGGAAUGUGGACUGCUGGAGAACAGGGUCUUCUGCCGGCCACACUACGACAUUAUGAUGGAGAAUAUCAAACGUGCUAAGGAAAAUGAGGAACCAAAAGAGGAAGAAGAGGCGGGAGACAAAGAUGACUCCAGCACUUUGCCCAGACCUGCUAAGAGGGCCAGGACCAGCUUCACUGUCGACCAAUUACAGGUGAUGCAGACUCACUUUGCUAAAGAUAACAACCCAGAUGCCCAGACCCUCCAGAAACUGGCAGAGAGGACCGGUCUCAGCCGCAGGGUUAUUCAGGUUUGGUUUCAAAACUGUCGAGCUCGUCAAAAGAAAUACGUCGGCCCAAACCCUGCUUCCUCUGCCAUGAUGACUUUACUUACUCCUGGUCAGCUGACACCACCUUUGAUGGAGGAUCUGCAGUACACCAACUAUGUUUCCCCGGAUGCACCCCUCCUCACUACGCUGACUUAUAUGGAUGACCAAACUCCAGACCCGCUUUUGCUGCAGCCGCUCAUUUCCCAUUCAUUGACACAACUGCCAGUCAGCCAUGCUUGAGCUACAGCCCGCAUCUGGAAAGCUGAAGACAGUAAUUGGCUGAUGGGAAGAUGAAGAGCAAGUCGUUGCUGUUUAAUGGAAACAGUCCUGUGAGGAUUGGAUGACUUUAAUUCAUAAAAUAUGCGGCAGGAGUAAAGCAGUUAAAAAGAAUUAAUUUCACUGCCUAAUGUGUGAGCAGACACACAAAAAUCAACUUAAGUCAAGUCACUGAAUUCAUUUCAGUCAAUCAUACACAGAUUCAUAGGUUACAAUGUCCAGUAAAAUAUGGGUAUAUGUGAGAUGAAACGUGUUAAUAUGUAUGUGUUAUGAAUUUCUUUGUAUUUAAUUUAUUUGGAGAAUAUGAUGAGAUGAGGCACUUUGUUGGAAAUGAUGUAAAACUGAGUAUAGAUUUGGUUUUCAGUUAUAUUUAGACUUUAGAGUUUAAAGAUGUGUUUGAGAAUAAGAGAAAUGUCAGUUUGGUCACUUAUAAAAGAAUCUAUAGAACAUUCAGGAUUGGUUAAUACAGCAAAUCAAAGCCACUGGGGGUCAUACAGACACCUGUUCCUUGCUGCGAUUGACAAGAAAUGUGUAUAGAAAUCUAAUGUGGACUGUUCUCCACUUGUAGUGUCCAAGUCUUUUGUUUGCAAAACAUCCACAUGUCUAAUUUUGGAUAAACAUGUCUUAAGAUACUUCUCAGUCGAGCAUGUGUUAAACACAGACAAAAAGCAAUCCCAAGUGCCAUUUUUUGUUUUGGUUAUAAAUGUGAGAUGACAGAGGAAGGAAGGAAUAGAUGGACUUUGACAUGACUUGUUUUUGGAUAUACUGGAAAUUAAAGUUCAUGGUUACACCACAAAACUUAGUUUUUUUUCUUGGUAGAAUUGACUUCCUGGAUUUAUUUGGAUACAGUUUUGUGGUACUUUCUCUUGAUUCUUCGGCUUGUAAUGCACCACUACUUUCCAUUUAUCGUCACGUAUGGUCAGUUAAUAAAUUAUGAUGCAUUGUUGUAAAUUAAACUGCCCAACAGUUCAUAUUGUUGAUAAUGUUUUUGUAUGUAAGAUUCUCAAUACAGGAUUUGACUUGUAA